Molecule: messenger RNA, 3869 nt
Organism: Anneissia japonica
Lineage: Eukaryota; Metazoa; Echinodermata; Crinoidea; Comatulida; Comatulidae
Product: ribosomal protein S6 kinase-related protein-like
Exons: 10
Coding region: 161-1345 (394 amino acids)
Biological process (GO): protein phosphorylation
Molecular function (GO): ATP binding; protein serine/threonine kinase activity
Source: RefSeq, a predicted model, not a curated record
ACUUGGUCGCUAACCUACUGAGCUGAGAACUUCAGAAAUGGGAAUGGUGCAGCUAUCGAAAGAAAAUCAAAUGUAAAAGAACAUCUUCCAUUCCAGGAGUGUUACAGACACAAGUGUCAUACACGAUCAGUUGUUUACUACGGCCGUGAAAUGCCAUACAAUGGGAAACCGACAAUCAGGCAAGGAAGGGCAAAAGAUAGCUUAUAUGCCUAAAAGUGUUAGUGAGCAAGGAUUCCAACGAACAUGGUCAAAAGCAACAAGACAUUGUCGGAAGGCAUCAGUACUACGGGAUCCUUACCAAGCAUCACAGACUUCCUGGCCAAUUCCCCAGAGUGAGGUUAUGUUCCUGCCAGAGUACAAAGUAAAGCAUAAUAGAUUGGAAUCUGAAUACAAGAUCCAGUGUCAUAUAAACAAGGGUGCUUAUGGAGAGGUUCUCAAAGUGUUCAGGUCCAAUGAACCAAGUCGUGUUUUUGCAAUUAAGGUGCUUUCCAAAGUGCAGGUGAUAAGAAAUGGUGCUAUUAGGCAGUGCAAAGAAGAGGCCAGUAUACAGUCAGCAAUUGGCCAUUAUCCAUUUAUCGUUAGGGUCCAUGCAGCCUGGCAGAGUAAAACAAGUCUUUAUUUAGUAAUGGAUUAUGCCACUCAUGGUGAUCUUCACAGUCUUUGGUUGCUAGAGGGCGCUUUUAGUGAGAUAGCAACACGGUUGUACAUUGCUGAGAUUGCAAUGGCUUUGGCAUUUUUACAUAAGGCAGGAAUUAUAUAUAGAGAUUUAAAGAUGGAGAAUAUUUUACUAGAUGAUGGAGGCCACAUCCUUCUAUCUGAUUUUGGGCUUUCAAAGUGGCUGAAGCAAGGUUUGAGGACAUCCAGUGUCUGCGGAACGCUAAUGUAUAUGGCUCCAGAAGUAUUAAAUAUGGUAGACUACGACCAUCGGGUAGAUUGGUGGUCGCUAGGCAUCAUUAUGUUCUGCUUGAUGACUGGUAAAUAUCCAUUGAGUGGAUCGACCAAUCACAUCGAAAUGUAUAAUAAGGUUAUGGCCAAAGAAUUCAAAUUGCCUCCAUUUGUCAGCUAUCCUGCACAAGAUAUCAUUCUUCAGUUACUGUGCAAAGAUCCUUGUGCAAGGUUAAGUUCUUUAUCAACUCUGAAGAGGAUGGAAUUUUUUGUUGGUCUGUCGUUUGAGAAAGUACUUUCUAAACAGAUGCCACCAGCAACGUACUUGAAGAGGAAGUUACCCAAGACGUGUCAGGAAUUAACUUUGAAUGGUGUCAGUACAGACGUGUGGAAACCACGGCCUAUAUCAAGAGAGUUGUCUUUUGACAAUUUUGAUUGGAUCCGAGAAACGGACUUAUAAGUACUAGUGCAAUUUAAACUGUUUGUUGUGACAAAGAAACCUGUUCAUAUGGCCUUCCAAAUCUAUGGAUAGUUAAUAUAUAUUCUGGAUGCUUUUGGCAUUCCAUUCUUACAAAAUAACAGAUCAAUUCUGGACUGAGGCAGUAGCAGUUAAAAUCAGCCAGACAGUGUGAUGGAAUACCUUAGCUGUUGCUCUAAACAGACCAUCAACAAGGACAUCGGGGAAAAUUUCAGUACCGUAUACCAUAAGACCAGGCUGUUUGGCUUUGAACAGGACAUGGACAUAAAUAGACCUGCAAUAUGCCAAAGGACGUGUCUAUAGAGUUGGUGUUUGAACAUAGUAGAGGAUCACACAACAUCAGAAGGUGUGGGUGUGUGCCUGUGUGUGUUUAUAAAUAUGGUAAUUUAUAUUGAAAAUGCUUUCUGAAGCAUUACCCGUGAUGAAGACUAUACAAAGAACAGUUUACUGAAAUUUAUAUCAGGUUAUGAUUUCAAAAACAAAUAGUUUUCACCAAUGUGCAAUCUUUUUACUUUAUUUCAUUCAAAAAAAUAACAUUCCUUUUUUUAAUUUAAAUUCCAAGUAGGCCUAGUAUCAGGUAAAAAAGAAACAAUUUGCAGUGAAAUAUCUUUUUUGAUACAUAAUUGUAAUGUGAGUAAUAGUAUGCAGAAUAGUAUUGAGUCAAACAUUUAGUUACCCAUGGAGCUGUAGUGUAUUAUACACCUGCCAACUUUCACACAUAAUGCGCGGUUUUACGCAUGAGCAUCCAAUUUUUACGUCUCAUACCUACAUUGUGUUAUCUCAUGUAUCAUCAAACUGCUUAUAAAAGAUGAAAUGUAUAGACCGAUUAUACAUUAAAAUUCAUUAAAAUAUGAAUAUAGGCCAUGUAAAUUUAUUUUAACAAAGCUACUGGCCAUUUCUUUUCAAAAAUAAAUCACUAUUUGUCUAUUAAAUUAUUCAUUAACAACCUGUUACUGACACUUCAAAAGACAAAGCAUACAUAAUAGAAAACAUUUUUGACCAGUCCAUCUCCUAUCUCCCACAUUUUGAGUUCUGGAGGUUGGAACAUCUGUAGUUGUAGGGUUAAUUAGGUUUUCAGGGCAAGUAUGUGCAAUUAUGGAACAUAUGACAUGAGGGCAGCAAAAAUAUGAAGUUUAAAUUGUCUGAGACUUUAGUAAUACCAGUUGCAUAUCAUUUCCAGAGUCUAGCAAAUUGGUGGAAGAUGAUGGAUGUUUUUUAUGAUAGAGGUGAUUGAUUAGGAUUAACAAAUUAAUUACAAAUAGAGAUUAAUUUGAAAACAUCCAAAUAAUUAUUCAAAUAGAAUGUUUUAUUCAUGACUAACUUCUUUUAGAAGUCGCAGUCACAAAUUAAUACUUGCUAUCAUACACAGUUUGAAAAACUUGAUAAUGAACAGUAUAUUAAUGCAGUUUUAUUACAUACUUGGUUAUUUGUCAUUAAUGUUUGUGCAUUGUCGAUAUCAUUACUGUUAUAUUAUUAAUACCAUUAAUCGUUAUUGUUAUUUUGUGCAACAUGACAGUAUGCAAAAAAAGUGAUACAAGCCAUCAUAAUUCUGUAUUUCAAACAUCUUGUUCUUGUUAUGCUAUGUAAUAGCAACUUCCCAUUGUGCAGUGUUGUUUGAAGCUGACCGACACAUAUUACGUCAGAGUUUCGCACCCGUUUAUGUUGGAUUUUCUCGUAAAUUAGACAUGGUUUUGACCCCCAGGUUGGAUUCAUUAUAGCAAAUUUUUUGUUGGUGAUGUAAACAACUAAGGCAACAUGGUGCACUGGGCAAGAAAUUGCUCAAUUUCUGUGUUUGGCAAUUUAUUUGUAUGAAUGACAACAUAAUCACCGAAAACACAGCCUAUUUUUUUGACUACACAAUACACUUCCAAUGGUACCCACAUUUUCAGCCGAUUUUCCAUCCAUAAUUGGACAGACUGAUUAGGGCGUACAUGAACUUAUAGUAAGAUAUUUUAAGAUAUGUUAUUUUAUCAUUUAAUUAUUUUAUAUUAUCGAUUCUGUUGUUGCUGCAAUUUUGAAUGGUUUAUAAAUGAGUUUUGUUACAAAAUCAUGUUUUUUUACAAUAUUAUAUAUAUUUAUUUGGUCCUUUCUUUUGAUAAAACUGGUAUUUGAUCCAUUCUUUUAUUGGAAGUUAUUAAAAAGUUAUUUUUAUGGUAACAGCUGUCAAUGUGCUACUUAAAAAAUAAUUUCCUUAUAAGUACCAGUACGUUUUGUUAACAUUUAGAAAGCAUUUUUGUGCAGUGUUAAGUUUUAUAAUUCAAAUCUAUUUUUUGUAAGAUGAUGUUUUUAAGUUUUUUUUAACUUGCAUAUCAUGGUAAAAUUACACCCUUUUUAAUACCUAGUCUAAUCUACAUGCAAAUACAGUACAUGUUUUUCUGAAUGUUUUAAAAGUUUUAUCAAUAUCCUUUAUAUCAUUUCAAAUAAAUUUUUUUUAAAUAACAUGCGUGCACCAUGCCCACGUAUGGGCACAUCGCACAAACUGUCCGACAUUAUUUUAUUAAUGCCA